AUGUUUGAGCUAUAUUGCAUAUUACUUGUGAUACUGGCAUUCAUUUACGGCGACUUGUACGCUACAAUCAUUUACGACUUGUUUGAUUUCUGUUGUUGUCGAGGAGUCAGCAGUGGUUUCCGAGCACCUGGUGCUCUUGUUGAUGCCGCUGACCAUUAUCUCGAACCAGAAAUUAUCGUCGAUCACCCGAACAGCAGCUUGAUGGCGCCAUCUUCUGCCUUUGCCAGACCUGCAGGUUUGGCUUUGUUGGCAGCUUUGGCGCUUGCUGUGUGCUGGAUGUAUGGAAUGUCUGGAAGAACGUCUGAUGUUUUGGAAGAAUGUAUGGAAAGCGAACAAAUGGAUGUGUAUGAUAGCGAGGAUGAUGAUGAACAUGAUGUAUGUGAUAGCAAGGAUGAUGAUGAUGAACUCAAUAUGAGCGAAUGUGAGGAUGAUGAUGAUGAUGAUGAAACUGAUGUAUGUGAUAGCGAGGAAGAUGAUGAAACGAGUGAAAGUGAAGCAGAUGAUGAAACCGAUAUGAGCGAUAGUGAAUAUGACCUUGAAACUGAUGUGAGCGAGAAUGAGAAUGACCUGGAAACUGGCGUGAGAAAAGUGUCUAGACUGGAAGAAAGUCUAGAACUGGAAGAUCUGCAAGAUAGUAUGGAGGAACUCGUAGAACUGGAAGAUCAAGAAGACAGCAAGAAGGAACUGGAAGAGACCCUUAAUAUUGAAGAAUUGGAAAGCACUGAGGAAGAAAGAGAGCUGGAAGAUACUCUGGAAAAGAGUCAGGCCUAUGGUACUACAAUGGAAUAUCGGUGGAAGGAAGCAGAAAAGGCGAUUGAGCGGAUUCAACAUCAACUUGAGGAUAAAGAUAUUUUGCUUGAAAAGAAGGCAGAUGAGAAUGCAGCAAUGAAAAAACAAAUCGAGAGUGCCUGGCUCCAAAAAGAACAAGUUCUGACUGAAAACCGGCGCCUAGAACACGACUUGGAACUGGCUCUAGACCGAGGAGAGAAGAUAGAGAACUUCAAUAAAGAAAUGAAGGAGAAAAUAGUGUCUCUGGAGAGACAAUUAGAGGAGAAUAAUCAUUUGCUAAAGAAACGGGACGAAGACGAGAGAGAAAUGAAAAGUCGCUUCCAGAAGAAUAUGGUCGAUAAAGAAAGAGAACUGGAGUACGCUCAAGAGAAAGGAAAAGAACUGAGCCUCAAACUUAAAGAAGCAGAAACUUUCAUUCAAAUUCUUGAUGCAGAGAAUGAAGAUUUGAUGAGGCUCAUAGUAGACCACAGGGAUGCCUUAGAGCAGAAGGAGAGGAAAGUCGACCAUCUACAAGAAUUACUGGUACGUCAAGCGAUAGAGUCUGAGAACGACCAAGAGAAAAUGAGGACUCUGGAAGUGCAAAUGAUGGCCAUUGAAAGCACUGUAGAAGAACUGGAAUAUCAACUAAUGUAUGUUAAAGAGAACCAAGAUCAUCUCCAAGGAAAACUUGAGCUCGCUGAAUCAGAAAAGUCUAGACUUAGGGAGGUUGCAGCUGACACACAAGAUAGAAAUUGUGAGCUUGAGAAAAACCUGGCAGAUGAGACCCAGAAGAACUUGGUACUAGAAGAUCAAGUUCAGUUCCUAGAAUCAGUUUUGCGCCAAAAAGAAUCUCAGUUGGUCUCUGCAUCAGAAAUCCUAAAUGCAGAAAGAGUGAAAACUGAGAUUAUGGCCGAAGAAAUACAAGUGAUGAGGAACUGGGUCUCAGAACUAGGAGCAGAGAGUGCAAACUUUAAAGAAGAAUUAGAAGCAAAAGCAGCAGAAGUGACUUUACUGAAUAAAGAGUUAGACAAUGAGAAGAAGAGGACCCAAGUUCUGGCUGGAGAAGCCCAGGUUAUGAAGAACUGGGUCGCAGAACUUGGAGCAGAGAAUGCAAAUUUUAAAGAAAGAUUAAGAAAGCAAAAGGAAGCAGGAAGUGGACUGCACUAA
Messenger RNA from Macrobrachium nipponense, 1935 nucleotides. Its product is annotated as myosin-11-like. The record is from RefSeq and is a predicted model, not a curated record. Bases 1 to 1935 code for a protein of 644 amino acids. Lineage: Eukaryota; Metazoa; Arthropoda; Malacostraca; Decapoda; Palaemonidae. The transcript has a single exon.